CACUGUUAUAAUAUUUAAAUUGAUAAAGGCCUUCAUUGCUCGUCAGUACAUCACCAAAGCUGGUCGACUAACCUAACAGUCGUUUUUGAAUCUGUAUCAAGGAUUUAUGGUCUCAUUUCGCCUACUCUGUUUCUCUAUUCAUUACCUAGUGAGGUGUACCUUGGAUAUUCAAAAUGGCGAGAAUGCAGAUGAAAAUCAUUUCAUUUUUUGAGGUUUUACUCUGUUUUGCGAACAUCUUUUCCUUGGUUGGCACGGGUCUUGGAGAUUUGAGCUACUCUAUUCCAGAAGAAUUGGAUGUUGGAUCUGUCAUUGCAGAUAUAGCCAAGGAUCUUGGACUCGACGCGCGCGGGCUAUUACAUCGCAAGGCAAGAUUAGAUUCAGAUGGGAGCAGCAAACGCUUUUGUGACAUAGACUUACAAGCCGGCAGUCUGGCGAUCUCCGAGAGAAUUGACCGCGAAGAAUUGUGUGGUGCUAAAACUGCUUGCUCUUUGAAAUACGAAUUAGUUCUUGAGUCCCCGCUUGAACUGCAUGCCAUUACUUUGCAGGUUGAGGAUGUAAAUGAUAAUACACCGAAAUUCCUUAAUGACAAAGUUAAACUUGAAAUCAGAGAAUCCGCUGUGAAAGGGGCACGGUUUCCUUUACCUGAAGCGCACGAUUCAGAUGUGGGACACAACGGAAUUCAAAACUAUAAGCUGGAGAACAGCGAUCAUUUUGCAUUGGCUGUACAUUCAAAUUCGGAUGGGGGUAAAUACAGCGAGCUGAUCUUAGAGAAUGAAAUAGAUCGUGAAAAUGAGGAGGAAGUGAUAUUUUCGCUGUCUGCUAUUGACGGCGGUACUCCACAGAGAUCUGGAACUGUUAUAAUUCAUGUCACAGUCAUGGAUGCAAACGAUAAUUUGCCUGUGUUCAGCCAGCCUGUUUAUGAAGUCAAUCUGCCAGAAAACGCCCCUUCAGGUACUGUUGUUCUGACCGUAAGUGCCACAGAUGCGGAUGAAGGCGCAUAUGGCGAGGUCACGUAUGAAUUUAGCCGCAUAUCAGACAAAGCAGCGAGACUGUUCGCAAUAGACAACUUGAGUGGAGAAAUCAAAGUAAUUGGUUCAAUUGACUACGAGGAGAAACAUGAGUAUGAGUUAAGGGUCCAAGCCAAAGAUGGUGCAGGUUUGGCCUCUAAUGCUAAAGUAAUUAUAGAGAUAAGUGAUGUCAAUGAUAAUGCACCUUUGAUAUUUAUCAAAUCACUUAAUAACCCUAUUCCUGAGGAUACAGCACCAGGCACAGAAGUGGGCAUAAUUAAUGUGCAGGAUAAAGACUCUGAGGGAAACAGACAGGUCCGCUGUGCCAUUCCAGAAAACAUCCCUUUUAAAUUGAAUCCAUCUGUGAAGAAUUAUUACUCACUGGUCACUGCAGCUGAACUAGACCGUGAAAAGUUAACUCAGUAUAAUAUUACAAUAACUGCAAUUGAUGAAGGCAAUCCACCACUGUCAUCCUCCAAGACUAUUCUCUCUCUGUGUCUGAUGUAAAUGAUAACCCUCCUGUAUUUGAACAUCAGUCCUACAGUGCAUAUGUGA
Molecule: messenger RNA, 1562 nt
Organism: Alosa alosa (allis shad)
Lineage: Eukaryota; Metazoa; Chordata; Actinopteri; Clupeiformes; Clupeidae
Product: protocadherin gamma-A7-like
Exons: 1
Coding region: 174-1514 (446 amino acids)
Biological process (GO): homophilic cell-cell adhesion
Cellular component (GO): plasma membrane
Molecular function (GO): calcium ion binding
Source: RefSeq, a predicted model, not a curated record